AUGGCAUGCAAACUUUACUCCAAAAGUAAUUUACGCACCAAAUCUGACGGUGUACAGUUCCUACGGCUAAAGGAAGAUUUCCCCGUCGGUGGUGAGAUCGUCUCGCUGUACGCAUAUCCACGCAAUUCGAUCUUGAUACCGCGCACGGAGAACUCCAGUGAUUACGAGUACUUCAAGCUGAAGGAAAUUAACAGCACCGUCGUGAGUGUCAUCCUCAACCGCAGUCUGGACGGGCUAGUAGAUUCAGAUGAUCCGCAGAGCAUCCUCAAGUUUACCGUAUUCUGCAGUGGAACGUCAACUACCAACGCGAAGCAGGACAAUCAGUCAUCAUUUUUUACAAUUACUGUUUACAUUGAAGAUAUUAACGAUAAUGAUCCCGAAUUUAUCAAUCUACCGUACGUGGUAACGCUCGACGAAUCAACGCCAAUUGAGACGGUGGUGUUUAAUAGAAUUAAGGCAAUUGAUCGUGAUAAGCCAAACACGCCGAAUUCCGACCUCGAGUAUGCGCUCGCGGCCAAGCACAUGAAGAGCGGCGACUUUCCGUUUCGCCUGGAAGGUUCCCAGCGGCCCUCGUUGGUGUUGCAGCGACCGCUCGACUACGAUGCCGGCUGGCGCUCGAUGAGCGUACAGAUCGUGGCAUCCGAUCGGGGCAAUCCGCCCCGCACUGCCAACGCCACCAUCCGGGUGAACCUGCGCGACGUGGACGAUCUGCCGCCGAUCUUUACCCGCGCCCAGUACCGGACACGCAUCAAGGAGUCCUUUCCGCUUACGGGCAAACCAAUUCACAUCCCACUGUACAUUGAGCCACCGAUUAUGGCGUUCGAUCAGGACUCGCUGAACGAGACGCUCGUGUACGGUAUAGUGGCCGGUAACGAGCGUCAACUGUUUUGGAUAUCACCGGAAACGGGAGUACUGUUCCUGCAGAAGGAGAUCGAUCUGGACAGUGAAAGCUUGCCGGAUAACACGUUCACACUGCAGAUUGAGGCGCAGCAGAUCAAUGAUCCGACCAAGAAUGCCUUUGCGCGUGUGGAGAUUGAGGUGAUCGACUUGAACGAUAAUGUGCCCGAGUUUGAGGUCGACCUGUACAACAUCUCCAUCAUCGAGAAUCUUCCGAAAGGGUUCAGUAUACUACAGGUGAAUGCAAUCGAUCGGGAUCAGGGUGAGAAUGCUGAGUUCUACUACUAUCUUAUGGACGAGGAACCCAAGGGAGCUUUCAUGAUCGACCACGGUUCCGGGUGGAUUGUGGUUCGGGACGAAACCUUUCUGGACAAGGAACAACGUAACUCGCUAAAAAUGAAUGUACACGCCGUGGAGAGGAUUGAGCAGUAUGAUCGUAGCCGCAACUAUGGCAAGGUCCAGGUGGAGAUCACAUUGCUGGAUACCAAUGACAAUACGCCAGAGUUUGAGCAGGGAACACUGUACGAGUUUAAAACACACUGUAAUGGUACAAUCGGAUCUAAGGUGGGCCGUAUACGAGCAAUCGAUCCGGAUGACCUUGGAAACGGGAAGGUACAGUACACAAUCAAAAACGUACGCCCGAACCUUGUCAUCCCGUUCCAGCUCGAUCCAGACACGGGCGAUAUUCGUGUGUCGGAACAGCUUACCUACGGUAAAAUUGCAUUUUUCGUUGAAGCACGAGAUCAGCCUCAGAAUCCAUCUGAAUCUCGCUUCAACGUUGCAUUAGUUACGAUCGACAUCGUUUGUCAAUCGAUUGAGGAUAUCGAAUUCAUUGGUGCACCGUAUGAGUUCUGGGUGGGGGCGGAUGCAUCCAUCGGUUCUUCCGUUGGGCAAAUAAGAACCACCUUCGAUAUGGUUUCCGAUGAGGAGAUAUUCUUCGAUCUGCUACACUCCUACCCGGAAGGAGUACCUUUUGCGAUCGAGGAACGAUCCGGCAUUGUGACGGUGAUUGAAUCUAUGGAGAAAUUUGAUAGGCGAUGCUAUGAGUUUGAAACAGUUGUGUCGUAUCUGCCCGAUUCCGCCGGCAAGAAUGUGGAACAGCUAACACCCGAAGCGUACAACAGUCUGGAGAAGAUCAUCGUAACAAAUGUCACAAUCCACGUGAUAAAGCACAACUUCAUGCUGUUGCGAGGUACCAACGCAACUCCGAUCGAAUUCCGUGUGAAAGAGAACAAACCAAACACAAUGAUCGGGCAGCUGAAGUUCCAAGACUUCCAGGAGCAAUGCGAUGCGGACGAGAAGGGACUGCCACCGUUGAUCUCAGUACGCGGGGACAAGAAUCGAGGCGAUCGACAAGUAUUUCAACUGAAUGGUGGAAAAAAUCGAACUCGAUACGCUAGAAGGUUUACACGAGACGUGUCGGGGCAUUCGAACUUCAUCCGUUUGUAUCCUCUCGUGACGUUUGAUGCGGUAUUCAGUUCAGCCGGGAAUGGUACGAGAAAGGCUAGAAAUUCCCGCAAUCCUACGAGUGGCGUGCAGUACUCACUCGUCAACAGCUACGACGUCGCGGAUACGGUUCGUCUCACGAACGAUGGCAAGUUGAUGACGAUCAAGGGCUUGGAUCGAGAGAAGCAGGAUGUCAUACGAGUGACAAUUAUUGCGGAAUACUUUUACAAGCAGCGUACAUUUGCCGGCAUUUAUCAGGUGAUAAUAGUGGUCGAGGAUGAGAAUGAUAACCCGCCGACAUUUAAUCAGCCAUUUUUCUUGGGUGUGAUCGCGGAAAACUCUCCGAUCGGCACUGAGAUUGUGUUGAAUAAUCCGAUCAUCAUCUCCGACAUGGAUGCUGCCGGGCCGAACAGUGACUACGAGCUGCUACUGUCCGGCGAGUCGAACUCUUUCGUGGCCCAGUUCUCCAACUCGACGCUCUCGAACUACAACAAAACGGUGGCUCACAUCUUUCGCAAUCUGCAGAUCGCCAACAUUGAUCCGGGCGAGUCGAGAGUACGUCCGAACUAUCGUCCCCACAAACAGUUGGAGUACGGAAACUCUAGUACACCACACUACAACAUUCUGUUCAUGGGUCCCAACAAGCUCGACCGUGAGGAGAUCGAAAGUCUUACUCUGAAAAUGAUGGCCACCGAUCGUGACAACUUGAUGUCGGAGGUAGAGCUAAAGAUUCUCAUACUGGACGUAAACGACUGUGCGCCAGUGUUUGAGCGGAUUGCCAUCUUUCGCAAGAGCCGCUGCGAAAUGAUCGAAAACACGAGCGAUCUAGAGUUGAUGUAUUUGGACGAGAUCGAGACGGAGGUGUUGCCCGAAUUUCUUGACACAGGCCUGAUGGAGAUAAACAGUCGCGUUUCGUACGGCGUCGAUAGCUUGUUUGAGAUGGUCCAGUCGGCUCCAUACGUCGGAAUGCCACGACUCUACGAUAGUCAAUCGGUUAUGGUGAAUCGAACGGCCGAUCGGGAACACUUAACGAUGAGGCGCAAACUGUACAAACAAAAAGUUCGCCAGCGGGGACGUAACACCCGAGCUGUACAGAAGAAAUCGCAGCUUAAGUUUGCUCUGCCGGAAAAUGUCGAGGUGGGCAAGGUGAUCUUCAAACUAACUGCUAAUGAUGACGACUUUGAGAAGAACUCGAAGGUGUUCUAUGAAGUCGUCGGUCAAACGGAACUUAACAGUGGUGAUCGUGUGAACUAUUUUAAAAUCGAUCGCAACAAUGGAGAAUUACGUGUUGCCAAUCGGCUUCCGCCGGAAAGCGAUGUAAAACUGAACAUCACCGCCAAGGAUGUAGGUGGUUUGUCAGAUAUGUUACAAAUCCAGUUCCGCGUGUACGACGUGAAUGAUAAUGCACCGGUAUUUGAGAAACAGUGGUACACGUUCAACGUUGAUGAAGGAUCGUAUCCAAUUACGGGUAAAAAGAUCGGACAGGUGCGUGCGAAUGAUGAGGACAGUGGCAUGAAUGGUAAUGUUACGUACAUGCUGCUUACCGAAGGUGAUCAGAAGAUACCCUUCUCAAUUGCACCCCUGGACGGUACGAUACGAGUCAGUGGAGAGAUUGAUCGCGAAAUGGUAUCUUCAUAUCGGUUCCGAGUGCUUGCGUCAGACAAUAAUUUCGAUCUUAAACUUUCGGCUAUGGUGGAUGUCGAAGUUAUCGUAAUGGAUCGCAAUGAUAACAGUCCAGAGUUUACAGCAUACGAUGAUCUGCGGAGUGAUCGUAACAAUAUCAAACGGUUGCCAGUGUACGUUGCGUAUCUCGACGUGAAUUCAAAGGUAGGCACAUUCGUCAAGCAAGUAAUGGCCCGGGAUAGUGACUUCCGAGAGAAUGGAAAUGGACUGGUAAUAUAUUCGCUCACAGGACAGAGUGAUGUGCUGCAGUUCAGCAUCGAUCCAAAGGAUGGCGUCGUAACUACAGCCUCCAAAUUCGCACCGAGCGAAACAAACAGGAAAACAUACGAACACCUAAACGUGACAGUGGUGGCAUCAGACUUUGGAACUCCACCGCGUUCAAGUAUGGCUCUUUUGAUUGUGAAUCUACAGGGAGACGCACUUCAAAAGCAACCAGUAGAAGACAAACCACCCCUAUUCCCUUACAAGUACUACGAAAUCGAGUUGCGUGAGAAUGAUCCCGCUCCACGCAUUGUGCUCAAUGUGACGCUUUCGAAGCGUUACGCCAACGAUCCUUUCCGUUGGGAAAUUGUUGGUGACACAUAUGAGGAUCAGUUUCGCAUAGACGAACGGAACGGUUCACUGUGGUUGCUGAGGCCACUCGAUCGAGAGGAGCGUGGCUCGUACGAGGUUCGUAUUCGUGUGCAGAAGAUAAAGCGUGAAACGCGAAACAUUCCCAGCGUGCUGUAUGCGUUAGAGAAUCCGGUUAAGCGGAAAAGCAAUCGGCUGUACGACAAUGAAGUGGAGAUCAUGAUCAAGGUGGUGGAUGUUAAUGAUAACGCGCCUGUGUUUCGGGAUAACUUCGGUCCUAUCAUAUCGGUCGUGCCAGAUUCAGCUAACUACGGAUAUGCGGUCAUGAAAGUUGAGGCCACUGACGACGAUGCAGGAAGCAAUGGAGAAGUACGAUAUUCGUUGCUAAAUGAACCGGCACGCCUGUUUGCGAUCGAUCCUCUCACCGGACAGAUUCGAUUGCUAAACUCUCUAGCAUCGUUCAAGGAGAAGGUGUUUGGGUUCGAUGUGAAGGCGACCGAUCGAGAAGGAGCUGACGAUGGCAAGUCCACCAUAGCAAAUGUGUUCGUUUACGUACUACAUGCACAUCAGGAGGUAUGCUUGAUCCUGGCCGGACUGCCGGUGGACAUCGAGAAGCAGUUAGGGAUGAUUUCGUCCAGUUUAAGCACAGCGACCGGUUAUGAUAUUCGAAUACGGGCGCUCGAAACCAACACCAAAGUUGAUGACGCGACAAACCUUUACCUGUAUGCCAUCGAUCGGAAGACCAACGGGCUGGUAGAAAUGACCGAACUUCAAAGGUCACUCUCUCGACUGGACAUGUCUAACUUGAAACCAAACCUACCCAUCAUCGAGCUUACCGAACUGGCGGUCAACUCGAUCGAGCCACAUUCUUACGAUGCAGCAGGAAUGAAAGGCAUCGAGCUGGCAACGGUCGUGAUAGGUGGAUUAAUCUUUGCCGGAGGCACUGCAACAGCUCUCUGCAUUGCAUGUGCACGCUAUAGACGCCUAAUACCUCUACCGAACGGUGUUGGAGCCGGUGGUGGAGCUGGAGGCAGCAGUAAUACAUCAGCAGAGGACGUGCGUGUUCGUAGUACGGUGUCACGGAUCGGUCUCGGCAGUAAUAACAACACUACCGGCAGUACGCGGCCCAUCACCGGUGCGGACAUACAGCCGGUGAUCAAUCGGUCCGACCUGAAGAGCUCCAUUUUCCAUCCGAACUUCCAUCGACAGUUCGUGACAAACAUCAGUACCGAAGCGGUCCCGGAACACAGCAAUGAGGGAAACAAUAGCGACAGCUACGAGGACUCGCUCAAGGACUCACUGACGUCAAAUACGAGCCUAUGACAAUCGGGGAACCCUCCCGGGAGGACCUAUUACACUGUACAGUUUAGACAUAAGGGUGAUCCGGAGGAGUAGAGCAGUGACACCAUUGUACGAUUGUUGAUUCGUUUUUAAGGUAGU
This is a messenger RNA of Anopheles maculipalpis, 6036 nucleotides long. It is a transcript of the gene Cad89D, whose product is annotated as cadherin-89D. The record is from RefSeq and is a predicted model, not a curated record. Gene Ontology annotation, cellular component: catenin complex; plasma membrane. Gene Ontology annotation, molecular function: cadherin binding; calcium ion binding. Bases 1 to 5919 code for a protein of 1972 amino acids. The transcript is spliced from 11 exons. Lineage: Eukaryota; Metazoa; Arthropoda; Insecta; Diptera; Culicidae. Gene Ontology annotation, biological process: homophilic cell-cell adhesion.